This is a messenger RNA of Betta splendens (Siamese fighting fish), 1353 nucleotides long. It is a transcript of the gene ube2a, whose product is annotated as ubiquitin-conjugating enzyme E2A (RAD6 homolog). Gene Ontology annotation, biological process: proteasome-mediated ubiquitin-dependent protein catabolic process; protein polyubiquitination; DNA repair. Gene Ontology annotation, cellular component: HULC complex. Gene Ontology annotation, molecular function: ubiquitin conjugating enzyme activity. Bases 152 to 610 code for a protein of 152 amino acids. The record is from RefSeq and is a predicted model, not a curated record. The transcript is spliced from 6 exons. NCBI's taxonomy places the organism in Eukaryota, Metazoa, Chordata, Actinopteri, Anabantiformes, Osphronemidae.
ACUGGCAGAGGUAGCCAAAUAUUUGACAAACUAGCAAUUGUUAGCUAGGCUGCAGCUAGAAGUCAAAGCAUAUUUGCUGUUUUACAAAAUACAUCUCUUCAGAUUCCAUCCGCUUACGUUUAUGAUCCGGGUUUAGGUUUAGUGUAACAGGAUGUCAACCCCAGCAAGACGACGCUUAAUGAGAGAUUUUAAACGACUGCAAGAGGAUCCUCCAGCUGGAGUUAGUGGGGCACCAUCAGAAAACAAUAUUAUGGUAUGGAACGCUGUCAUUUUUGGACCAGAGGGAACACCUUUUGAAGAUGGAACUUUCAAACUUACUAUUGAAUUCACAGAGGAAUAUCCAAAUAAACCUCCAACAGUGCGAUUUGUCUCCAAAAUGUUUCAUCCAAAUGUGUAUGCAGAUGGCAGCAUAUGCUUAGAUAUACUUCAGAAUCGCUGGAGUCCAACCUAUGAUGUCUCUUCAAUCUUAACCUCAAUACAGUCUUUACUGGAUGAGCCAAACCCCAACAGCCCAGCUAACAGCCAAGCAGCCCAGCUGUAUCAGGAAAACAAGCGGGAAUAUGAGAAGAGAGUUUCUGCUAUUGUUGAACAGAGUUGGCGUGACUGUUGACCUCUGUUGACGUGUAUGAACAGUGUCCAGCUCCGAAUCAAGAAACCACCCAAUCUCACAGAAAUACAACAUAUCUUAAAAUCCUUCUCAGUAUAUUUGUCCCAUAGCUGUUGCUAAGUUUGUAUGCUGUUGUGUUGUGGCAUUCACUCCUACAGAAUGUUGUUUAUGGGCAAUAGCGUGUUUGUUAAAAGUUAAUGUACCUUGUUAUGUCUGGGUUACUGGCUACGUGCCCCAAGUCUUUUCUCUUUUUAAAGGGUUGUCACUUUUUUUAUCCGUGUCUUCAUACACUAAGUGAAGUGCUUGGAUCAUUCAGUGACAAUUAGAUGUGCUUGCUGUGUGAGUUGCUGUGUAGAUACAAACAGUUUACCAAUUGGGUGUUCGUCCUGUUUCGCCCCGUUAGCGGGACAGAAAACCGACCUUUAAUAGACACCGGUGUCUCUAACAAGUUGUCAGAUCAACAGAUGCCUUUCUUUCAGAUGUUUUUGUGCAGCCUUUGAUUUAAAAAAAAAAAGAAAUUGACAUUGGUGAUCAGGAUGUCCUGUCGAUGUGAAACAAGGUACUGCACCCCAUUGUGGGCACUUGUUUAAUCAAUAAAAGGCCAUGUGGGAACAUUUUAUGCUGUUUUACACAGUGCCGAUAAUACAUAAAACAAGAUGGUGUCUGCCUUUCAAUUAUACAAUUUUUCACUGGUAACCCGUGUAACAAAUUGUACAUUUUCUUGUAAAUAAAAUAAAUAUACAUCA